Molecule: messenger RNA, 418 nt
Organism: Dufourea novaeangliae
Lineage: Eukaryota; Metazoa; Arthropoda; Insecta; Hymenoptera; Halictidae
Exons: 3
Coding region: 10-363 (117 amino acids)
Biological process (GO): mitochondrial electron transport, cytochrome c to oxygen
Source: RefSeq, a predicted model, not a curated record
UUAGGAAAGAUGUCGUUUCAUGAAUUUAAUCCAUUCACUGGUCGUUUAAAACAGUCCACACAAUCUCAACCUCUUUAUCCAUUAAGUCCACAGCCAUUGCAAAGCACAGAACUACCAGUGAUGAUGUACGAUACUAUUAAGACUAAACCAGUAAAGGUAGCAUCAUCUACCGUAGGCAACUAUUCCACAUUGCCUCCAAAAUUGGCAGAACUUUACAAAAAAUACCAGGCUGAUCUGUCAAAACCCUCUUAUACUCUAGGGGGUAGAAAAGAUAAAGUUUUGUAUGCUAUCAGUGUUGUGGGAGUUAUUGCAGGUUUUGCCACCAAUAUGUAUUACCUUAUAGCAGAUAAGAAAAAUGAGUAAAAUAAAAAAUUGUAAAUAGAUAUGUUUAGAAAAAUUCUGAUAUUUAAAAUUGUAA